UUCGCGGGGCUGUCGCUGGUGCAGCUCAACGAGCUGCUGGAGGACGAGGGACAGCUGACACAGAUGGUGCAGAAGAUGGAGGAGACGCAGAAUGUCCAGCUUAACAAAGAAAUGACGCUCGCCAGCAACCGGAGCCUGGCAGAAGGAAACCUUCUGUACCAGCCCCAGCUGGACACACUGAAAGCACGCCUGACCCAGAAAUACCAGGAACUGCAGGUUCUCUUUGAAGCCUAUCAGAUAAAGAAGACCAAGUUAGAUCAGCAGUCGAGCAGCGCUUCCCUGGAGACCCUGUUAGCGCUUCUCCAAGCAGAAGGGGCCAAGAUUGAGGAAGACACUGAGAACAUGGCAGAGAAGUUUCUGGACGGAGAGCUCCCCCUGGACUCCUUCAUCGAUGUCUAUCAGAGCCAGCGGAAACUGGCCCACAUGCGCAGGGUGAAAAUCGAGAAGCUCCAGGAGAUGGUGCUGAAGGGCCAGAGACUGCUGCAGGCCGCGGCCCCGCUGCCCCCCAGGGUGCCCGAGCCGGCGCCGGCCGUCCCCCUGCCAUGCCCUGGCCCAGAGGCCAGCGGCACCCCCUCCGUCGUGCCUCGGCGCAUCCCCCCUCCGCCACCCCCGGUGCCUGCAGGACGCUUAGCCACCCCGUUCACUGCUGCCAUGGGCUCAGGACAGGCCGUGCCAUACCCAGGGGUGCAGUGCCCGCCCCUGCCCCCCCGUGUGGGCCUCCCGCCCCAGCAAGGAUUCUCCGCCCAGUUCGUGGCUCCGUACCCGCCCGCUCUCCCUCAGAGACCCCCGCCCCGGCUGCCGCCGCACCAGCCGGGCUUCAUCCUCCAGUGAGCGCCAGCCCGCGCUUCCCGGGA
Molecule: messenger RNA, 854 nt
Organism: Carlito syrichta (Philippine tarsier)
Lineage: Eukaryota; Metazoa; Chordata; Mammalia; Primates; Tarsiidae
Gene: VPS37B
Product: VPS37B, ESCRT-I subunit
Exons: 4
Biological process (GO): protein targeting to membrane; protein targeting to vacuole; ubiquitin-dependent protein catabolic process via the multivesicular body sorting pathway
Cellular component (GO): ESCRT I complex
Source: RefSeq, a predicted model, not a curated record